AUGGUUGUCGUCCUCGCCGGCUUUCGGAGCGAGACGAGACAUUCCAUGUUGUUGAGGCAGAGGGCGAGUCGACUGAGACGAGAGAGUUCGAGCAACGCCACCGUCCCGGAGGAGAUGGGGCGCAAAUCUUUGACACAGUUGUUUCGUGUCACACUGUCUCGUCCCUUCCAGUUCCUGGCCACAGAGGCAAUCAUCAUCUUCGCUGCACUUUACAACGGUUACCUCUAUGGCUUGUCGUUCCUCUUCAACGGUGCACUCAACUUGGUUUUCGGUAAGCACGGCUAUGGCUUCAAAACUAUUGGCGUGGGCUUGUGCUUCCUCGGACUCGUUGUGGGCAUAACGCUAGGUCCUAUCGUAAAUGUCUGCAAAGACGAUAAGCACUUCAAGAACGUCCCUGGGGCACGCCUUCAACAGGCCAAAAUCGCCGUGAUCUCAUUCCCCAUCUCCAUUUUCUGGUUUGGUUGGACCUCUGUGCCAACAUACAACAUUCUCUGGAUGUUCCCCAUGCUUGCUACUGUCAUGUUCGCAUGGUCCUUUUACACCUUGAUCCUCAUGACGUAUAUGUAUAUCGAGCACAGCUACAUGGUCUUCUCCGCUUCUGCGCUGGCUGGCGUGGGACUCUUCGGAAACAUGGCGUGUGCCGGUUUUCCACUGUUUGGCACACCGUUGUUGAGAAUGAAGGGUACAACUGUGCAGGAACAAUCCUGGGUUGCCUGGCGAUAUUGCUGGUGCCCAUUCCCUUUGUGCUGGAGAGGUUUCGCACGAGGCUGA
This is a messenger RNA of Cladophialophora psammophila CBS 110553, 771 nucleotides long. RefSeq lists its product as uncharacterized. Bases 1 to 771 code for a protein of 256 amino acids. NCBI's taxonomy places the organism in Eukaryota, Fungi, Ascomycota, Eurotiomycetes, Chaetothyriales, Herpotrichiellaceae. The record is from RefSeq and is a predicted model, not a curated record. The transcript has 2 exons. Gene Ontology annotation, biological process: transmembrane transport. Gene Ontology annotation, molecular function: transmembrane transporter activity.